GUUUAUCUCAGUGCUAGUCGGUGCUGGAUUCACUAAAGACGUUAGUGAGUUUGUGACAAUAAAUUCAGGAGUUUUUCAUUGAAAAAUAAAUAAAAUACUCAAAAUGGCCAAUAUCCUCGAUCUUCUGUCCCUGGACAAUCCUGUCUUCCGGCACAUGGCCCUUUGGUCUGGUGUAUUACUUGUGAAAAUGCUCCUAAUGUCCGGCUUUACUGCCUUCUUCAGAAUUAAAAAUAAAGCUUUUAGCAGUCCUGAGGAUUUGAUUUUUGGUGGGAAAAAGCCAAAGUACGAUGAUCCUAGUGUUGAAAGAGUUCGAAGGGCCCAUCGGAAUGACUUGGAAAAUGUUAUUCCAUUAAUUUUUGCUUCCUUCUUCUACACUCUGACCAAUCCAACACCCUUCCUGGCCAUCAAUCUCUUCCGGGUUGCAGCCCUGAGCAGGAUUGCCCAUACGGCCGUAUAUGCCUUUGGACCAGUACCUCAGCCAACAAGAGCCCUAGCUUUUGGCGUACCUUUUGUUAUUACACUUUACAUGUCGGUUCAAGUACUCCUGCAAUUCGCAUAAAAAACCGUGUGGUGAUUUUGAUAAAUCAGCGAUUAUCCCAAGUGUUCCAAGACAAAAAUCGGUUUUGUAGUUUUUAUAUAAAAAGAAAAUACAGCCAUAAAAUCUA
This is a messenger RNA of Phlebotomus papatasi, 665 nucleotides long. Its product is annotated as microsomal glutathione S-transferase 1-like. Bases 104 to 559 code for a protein of 151 amino acids. NCBI's taxonomy places the organism in Eukaryota, Metazoa, Arthropoda, Insecta, Diptera, Psychodidae. The record is from RefSeq and is a predicted model, not a curated record. The transcript is spliced from 3 exons. Gene Ontology annotation, cellular component: membrane.